Salvia splendens (bonfire salvia) is the source of this 932-nucleotide messenger RNA. Its product is annotated as 60S ribosomal protein L10. The coding region runs from base 74 to 733 and encodes 219 amino acids. The transcript has 4 exons. NCBI's taxonomy places the organism in Eukaryota, Viridiplantae, Streptophyta, Magnoliopsida, Lamiales, Lamiaceae. Gene Ontology annotation, biological process: translation. Gene Ontology annotation, cellular component: ribosome. The record is from RefSeq and is a predicted model, not a curated record. Gene Ontology annotation, molecular function: structural constituent of ribosome.
AAAGUAAACAUUUCACCUCGCCAAACCCUAAUUUUCUCAAUUGCAGCGGCGGAGCAACCACACGAAACCCACCAUGGGAAGAAGGCCUGCAAGGUGUUAUCGCCAAAUCAAGAACAAGCCCUACCCAAAAUCACGGUUUUGUCGUGGUGUGCCUGAUCCUAAGAUCAGGAUCUAUGAUGUGGGUAUGAAGAGGAAGGGUGUGGAUGAAUUCCCAUUCUGCGUCCACCUGGUCAGUUGGGAGAAGGAGAAUGUGUCCAGUGAGGCUCUUGAAGCUGCCCGUAUUGCCUGCAACAAGUACAUGACCAAGUUUGCUGGAAAGGAUGCUUUCCACUUGAGGGUUAGGGUGCAUCCCUUCCAUGUGCUGCGUAUCAACAAGAUGUUGUCGUGCGCUGGAGCUGAUAGGCUCCAAACUGGUAUGAGGGGUGCUUUUGGCAAGCCUCAGGGUGUGUGUGCUCGUGUGGCCAUUGGGCAGGUUCUCCUUUCUGUCCGCUGCAAGGAUAACAACAGCCAGCACGCCCAAGAGGCGCUGCGUCGUGCCAAGUUCAAGUUCCCAGGCCGACAGAAGAUCAUUGUCAGCAGGAAGUGGGGCUUCACUAAAUUCAACCGCAGUGAUUACGUGAGGUGGAAAUCAGAGAACAGAAUUCAACCAGAUGGUGUCAAUGCCAAGCUGUUGGGUUGUCAUGGGAUAUUGGCUAACCGUAAGCCAGGAAGUGCGUUUUUGACAGCUGUUUAAGCUGCUUAUGAUAGAUAGCUAUCGAAAUAUUGUCAUGGGCUGAGACCUAGGCAUUGUGCUGACUUUGUGCUGACUUUGUUGUGUCUCGUUUGAGCUACUUUCAACUUCUUUUUUCAUAUAUCUUUCUUGAUUGCUCGUUUUGGAACUAUUAUCAGAUCAAUAUUUUGUUCUGAUUCUAUGAAGAGAAGAUUUGUGUUGA